Lates calcarifer (barramundi perch) is the source of this 4248-nucleotide messenger RNA. It is a transcript of the gene arhgap27, whose product is annotated as Rho GTPase activating protein 27. The transcript is spliced from 18 exons. Gene Ontology annotation, biological process: signal transduction; regulation of GTPase activity. Gene Ontology annotation, molecular function: protein binding. Bases 183 to 3149 code for a protein of 988 amino acids. The record is from RefSeq and is a predicted model, not a curated record. NCBI's taxonomy places the organism in Eukaryota, Metazoa, Chordata, Actinopteri, Centropomidae. Gene Ontology annotation, cellular component: cytoplasm.
CACAGAACAGGAAAUAAGAUUGAGGCAGACGAGCAGAAACGUCCAAGCAGCGGUUCGAGCUGUGCGACUCCAGCUCUCUGCAUACACAGCUGCUUCAGGUCGGUCUGAGAGACAUUACGAGGGAAUUUUUGGAAACAAAAUCAGCUCCAUGAUGUCCUCACAUUAACUCAGAGGCCACACGCAUGCACCAGAGCAUGGAGCUUGUGUCAGUGCAGUAUGAGUAUGAGUACACAGCGAAGGAUGGUCACCAUGUUUCCAUCAAACCUAAUGAAAGCUACAUCCUGGUCUCCAAGACGAAUGAGCACUGGUGGCACGUCCGCAAAGACCUGGACACCAAGCCCUUCUAUAUCCCCGCACAGUAUGUGAAAGAAGUCCAAUCGCAUACUGGAGACUCCCCCGGUGCUAAUAACAGUAAGCUGCUGGAUAUCACUGAUGUAACACCACGUAGAGGGACUACAGUGAUCCGUAUGACAGCUCUGGAUCCUUCAAGAGAAACAUACCGGUUCUCCACUUUUGGUUUAUGUGAAAACAUACCAGAUGUGAAGCCCAGUGAGACUCUGAAAGAAGGACAGACCACCAGCAGCUCUGCACCUUCCCAGGAUAAUACAAAGACGCACAAUUCAGCAUUUACCUCAGCACCUCUGAAAACUGACGGCCUGCAGCUGUAUGCAAAACCUCAUCCUGUGUCAAAGGUCGGGAAAGAACAAAAGCGGCCAAAAAGCUUACUGCAGGACGAUAAAGUAGAACAGCCACAGACUUUUGUGGAUGAUGAGGACAUGGACUUCCCUUCACCCCCUAGUUCACCCAUAUAUGACACCAUACCAGAGAUAAACAUCCAAGACUUUGACACAUUUUCUGAGCUGCCCAGUCCUGUCCCUCCAGAUGACGUGUCAGCAUCGCAGCAGCAGAGUUUGAAUCAAGCCACAGAAGAAACUUCAUCCACAGAUGCUCUUCCUAUUGAGCAGUUGGAGAAUGAAAAUCUCCGGUCAGCCGUCUAUGUCAAUGUAGCACAGCUUCGCAAAAGCAUCUCUGAGUCUCCCCCCUCGGCUCCUUCGUCCUUCUCUCCUUCCAACCUUGACCUAGAGGGAUGGGAGGUGCACACUGACCAGGAAAGUGGACAGGAGUAUUACUACCACCCCGCCACAGGGCGCACCACCUGGGACAACCCCUUUCUAGACUCCCCCACGGAUCCCGAGCCUCCUCCUUGCUCUCCCUCACCUCUUCAGUCACCUGCCCUCUCUCCGUCCACCGCCUCCCCCCCUGCGUGGACCUCAGACUGGGAGCAGUUGGUGGAUGAGACCAGUGGUCGCCCCUACUUCUACAACCCGAUGUCUGGGGAAACGUCCUGGGAGCCUCCCGAGCAGCUGAGCCCGUACCCCCCUCUGAUGGAGCCUAUGAGUGUGCACAGGUUUCACGAGGACGGGCCGCCUCCUCUACCUGAGGAGGACUACCCCUCGGAAGAUUACCCAGCUGCUGAUCUACCAGAGUCCUACGAGGAGCUCCACGCCACGGGACCUCCCACCCUCCCUAAGGAGUACUCCCUCAGCCACGUGAGCCGGCCCGUCAUUCCCAGGGCCAACCUGGACCGCAGUACCCCGAGUGGUUGGAACCUCACCGUGGAACCCAACGGGACCUGGGUGUUCACCAGUGAACACUCUUCGGAUCAGUGGAUCAAGUCUGUGGAUGAUCGAGGCCAGACCUACUACUACCUGAGGGAUGGCUCCAAGUCUCAGUGGAACCUGCCUGAGGCCCCUGUAGCUCAUGGUCAGUCCAGGGUGGAGAAUGGUCUUGAGGUGGAAAAUGUGUCAGUCAUUAAAAACUGGAGACACACCAUGGGACCUGCUCAGCUCAGCCCAGCUCAGGAUGAUGGGAGGUUCAUGCCAACUCACAGGAGGAACACGUCAGACUACAGCAGCGACAGCUCCAGCACAGGAAACUCUCCGGAGACGCAGCAUAAUGUGCAGAACUUAGAGAAAGCCGGGAUUCUCAACAAAACUAAAGUUUCUGAGAACGGCAAGAAAGUAAGGAAAAACUGGGCCCAGACGUGGACGGUUCUCCACGGAGGAGUGCUGACGUUCCACAAAGACCCAAAGUCUGCAGCAACUGGGGCCUCGAACAAGACCAAUCAGAUUGUUCCAGAGGUCACGGUGGAUCUGCGAGGAGCGACGAUUGGCUGGGCCUCGAAGGACAAAUCAAGCAAAAAGAAUGUUUUAGAGUUAAAAGGCAAGAACGGUGUGGAGUUUCUGAUACAGUACGAUACAGAGAGCAUCAUCAACGACUGGCACAAAGUCUUGGUGGACACCAUACGACAACUGGAGUACCAGGACCAUCACUCAGAUGAUGAGGACGGGGACUUGUAUGAGAAGAUCCCCAACACAGAGAGAGAUGACAAGACUGGAGGCGGCGCGGACAAGCGAAGAUCCUCUAGGCCCAGUGUCGUGUCCUCAUCCAGCUCUGCAGGCGACGCAGACCAGAAGAGGGUUCGAACCAAGCUGAUGAAGUUCCUCAUGAAACGCCCAACUCUGCAGUCUAUCAAGGAGAAAGGCUACAUCCGAGAUAAUGUGUUUGGUUGCCAUCUGGCCACGCUGUGUGCACAGGAGAGGACCUCAGUUCCCAGUUUUGUAGAGAGCUGUAUCAAAGCAGUAGAAAAGAGAGGUUUAGACAUUGAUGGACUCUACAGAGUGAGUGGUAACCUCGCUGUCAUUCAGAAGCUACGCUUCAAGGCAGAUCAUGAGGAACUGGACCUCGAGGACGGUCAGUGGGAGGAUGUUCACGUCAUCACUGGAGCGCUGAAGUUGUUUUUCCGAGAGCUUCCUGAGCCGCUUUUCCCUUACAGCCACUUUAAUGACUUCAUCACAGCCAUCAGAAUUCCUGAUUACAACACAAAAGUGUCUUGCAUGCAGGAUUUAGUCAGAUCACUUCCUACUCCAAAUCAUGACACCAUGAAACUUCUUUUUGGGCAUUUACGCAGGGUCAUUCUGUAUGGGGAGGAUAAUCGCAUGACUGUGCAGAAUGUGGCAAUUGUGUUUGGCCCGACGCUGCUUCGGCCAGAGAUGGAGUCAUCCAACAUUGCAAUGCACAUGGUGUUUCAGAACCAGAUAGUGGAGUUCAUUCUCAAUGAAUACGAGCGUAUCUUCCACUCCAGCUAAAGCAGUCACAAGCCUCCAGUGCAGACCUGGGCAAACGUCUUCAUCUGCUCAAGUGCUAGAUUUAACUUUGCAUGCACAUAAACAGCUUCGGUGCAACACCUGAAAACAAACCUCCUCUUGUAAAAUAAGUUAAAGGGCUCCUCAAGUUUUCUUUGCUCAGAAUAUUUGAAGUUUAACCACUAGAUAAAAAUCUAGAUAAAGAGAUCUUCAAAUAGUCUUUGCUGAGAAUAUUUGAAGCAUGUUUAAGCGCUGAUUUGUCCAGAUUUUCUCCAUAGGAGGCUUGCACUGUUAGUACUAUCUUUGGCAGUAUUGUAGGAUUGGAAAUUGAGCUGCACACAGGUGUAAACAGGUGUGGUUUGGUUUCCCGUCUCAGAGCUAUUGAGCUUGUUUCUUGGUUGGAGGAAGGACUGUGUCAGAUUGCUCUCGCUCCCUGAGAUUCUAGCUGUCUUAAUCUCACAAGUCACUUUCUGGAGAUUUUUGUUGUUUAUUUUUAUUUUUUCUUUGUUUUGGUUUGUCUAAGUCGCAGUAAUAAUAGAGCCCAGGUCAAACUUCGUUCAAAUGCAUUAAUUCUCUCUUUAAGAAAUGAUCAAUUAUUGCUUCCAUCUUUAUUUUAGAAAGUUUAAUGACCUUUAAACAUUGUUUUGAAUUUGAAGUUAAAAUAUAUCUCAUAUUGCAAUAACUGAGAUUUUAUUCUAAUAUUGUGUUUUUGUUUUUCAGUUUCAUUUUUACCCAUGGAUUCUUUUAUUGUAAUAUAGAAAUGUAUAAAAAAAAGAAAUAUUAAUACCAUUAUCUUGCUGUGAAGUAGAUGGUGACAUAGAAAGCUUGUGCAGUCUAUAGGUUAUUUUCCACAGAACUGCAAAACACCCAUUUUUCAAUCAAGCUGUACUUGAAGAAGCUGUAUGAUAACAAGAUAGAAACAUAAAUAAGUAACACAUCUUUUUGACAGUUGGUGGUAAAGCCAUUCAGACCAUGAAACAGAGAAGUGGAUACUAGAAGAGAUUUAUGUCCUGUAAAUAGACAUAGAUGGCAUAUUUAUGCUGAAAGUUGUUAAAAAUGCAUGUUAUGCAAUAAUAAAGUAACUUUAUAAAAAAAAUAAUAA